UUUCAGGUCACAAAGAAGUACAGCUGCUUGAUACCCGCCGUGAGAUGAGAAGACUUGACAGAGUAUGUCAAUAGUCUAUCUCGUUUCAAUCACUUUCAUUUUUUCAGUUUUCAAACCCAUCACAUCGUGUCGUGUCGAAGAAUGUGCAGCAUGGUUCCAAAAGACAAAAGACUACGAAAACCUGGUGCCAAAAGCCACCGAACGAUAUUGUCAAGUUCUUCAGACUUAUUUAAAAUGUAUGAAUGAUACUCAACGAUAUUGUCAUGGUAAUCUUCGAUUUCAUUCAUCGGAAUUAAUUAUGAGACGGCACUGGAAGGAGUUCGAGUGUGAGAAGUGGGAAUCGUGUAAUGAUAAUAGUCAUGUGAAGAGGAAACAUGUUAAUACAUGCUAUUUCAAUCCACCUCCAUCGAACCGGAAACUCAAGUACUGCAGCCUUUUCGGGGAUCCUCACCUAAUAAUGUUCAAUGGCUCCGUGCAAACUUGCUCGGAGGAGGGAGCCCGUCCUCUGGUGGAUAAUCGAUAUUUUCUAGUUCAAGUCACUAAUAGAAAUGUUCGAGGCGAAGCGCUAACGACUACAGUAACGAAGGUUACUGUUCUCGUGAGAAAGCACAACUGCACGGCUUCCCUCCGCUAUGAGGCGAGCUCGGAUGAAGAGGGCUUGCCACGUGGAUUUGUGGAUGGCACCACGUUCCAGAUGACGUCAAAACAUUCGGUAGAGGUACUGUGGCAAGAUGAUAACUACGUGGAAAUAGCGCUUCAUUUUAUUCAUUCGUCGAUUCACAUUCGCCGUCAAGGACCUUAUCUAUCGGUUUCUGUUCGGGCGCCGACGAUUGUUCUGGAAACUGGAGGAGACGUGGCCAGGGAGCUUUGUUGGUCGGGAUGUAGGAAAAGCUCACGGAUACCUGCAGAGCUUGCUGUUGAGAUGACGAAAAAGUUUGCAGAGUGCUACAGGAGACGGGUUCAUGUGCCGAAAAAGGUUGCGGAAGAUCGCUGCAAAGACAUUGGCAACAUCGGAGUGUUCUUCGACGCGUGUGUUUUUGAUCUCAUGUUCACAGGCGACGACUAUCUGGUACACCUUUCUCGCGCCGCUGAGUCAGACUUCCGUCGAUUGGCUCCGCAUCACUUCCAAUCGCAUGUAACCCAACAACAUGCUCGGUUCCAGAAAGAAAAUCAACACAAAAAUCACAUAAAUCAAUCGGAAAUCUUUAAAAAAUGUAUUCCAUCGAAAAGUAUUAGGUUUUAUCCAUUUCUUGCCAUCUUUUUUUUUGCUCUUUUAUCAUUGUUAUGCUGACCUGAAUUUGUAAAUACUCUUCAAAAUGCCUCAAAAAUCGAUAAUUUUCAUUUCAGAUCUCUUAUCAUUCAUUGUUCAUGGGUUAAUUCAAUUUUUUAAAAUAAAAAUUCAAAAAUAAAGACAUUUUUAAUUUAAAAAAA
Caenorhabditis elegans is the source of this 1431-nucleotide messenger RNA. It is a transcript of the gene drag-1, whose product is annotated as Repulsive guidance molecule B homolog drag-1. The coding region runs from base 65 to 1291 and encodes 408 amino acids. The record is from RefSeq and is marked reviewed. NCBI's taxonomy places the organism in Eukaryota, Metazoa, Nematoda, Chromadorea, Rhabditida, Rhabditidae. Gene Ontology annotation, cellular component: plasma membrane. The transcript is spliced from 5 exons.